UGCACAAAAGCAAAUCUAUUGAUGGGGGCGAACUGCAACCCACUGUCAAAGAUGUAAACAGAUUCCUUCCGGAAUGGAUGACAGAAAAUUAAUAAAUUUGGUCUCGCAACACCCGGAAAUCUACGAUAUUUAUGGCGAAGGAUUCUCCAACAAGAAUCUCAAAGAGCAAGCAUGGAACCGAAUCGCCAAAGGAAUGGAGAUGACAACUAUCGCAUGCAAAGCCAAAUGGAACAUCCUUCGCAACUCAUACAUCCGCUACUUGCGACAAAAAGUCAAAUGGAAGAACAAAACACGAAACAAGAAAAAAUGGCAUUUAGCCGACGAAAUGACUUUCAUGCGAGAUUACGUAAAACUCCACACAAAAGCUGAGAUGGAUAACAUGAUGCCACCCGAUGGCACUACAAACGAGGAUUUUCUCAACGAGCACCGAUAUGCAGACCUGAAUAUCUCUCCUGCCCUGCAACCGUCACAAAGCAGCGAUGUCGAACGGCGAGUGAGUGAUUUGACCACUGACCACAUUAUCGACUUACUAAAGACAAGAGCUCCCUCGAAGGAAGUGAGUCCUAGUAACCCGCACAUAAAUUUCUUCAAUAGUUUGAUACCGGAUAUCGAAAGAUUAUCUUCGCGGCGACAGAGGAAAUUCAAAGAGCAAGUGAUGACACUUUUGAAUAAUUUCCUAGACGAGGAGGAGAAUGAAGCGGUGGCCACUCCGUUUUCGAAAUAUGGCACGUAGUGGAGUGAGCAUUAGUGGUAGCUUGAUGUAAUUGUAAUUAUUUUUAGAUUAAAUAUAUAAAGCGAUUUUAAUGGCUUUGCAAAUAAAUGUUCAGUAUUGAUAACUAUU
This is a messenger RNA of Hermetia illucens (black soldier fly), 841 nucleotides long. RefSeq lists its product as uncharacterized. Gene Ontology annotation, cellular component: transcription regulator complex; nucleus. The transcript is spliced from 2 exons. The record is from RefSeq and is a predicted model, not a curated record. Gene Ontology annotation, biological process: regulation of transcription by RNA polymerase II. Gene Ontology annotation, molecular function: DNA binding. Lineage: Eukaryota; Metazoa; Arthropoda; Insecta; Diptera; Stratiomyidae. Bases 74 to 733 code for a protein of 219 amino acids.